Molecule: messenger RNA, 1301 nt
Organism: Annulohypoxylon truncatum
Lineage: Eukaryota; Fungi; Ascomycota; Sordariomycetes; Xylariales; Hypoxylaceae
Exons: 3
Coding region: 486-1130 (214 amino acids)
Source: RefSeq, a predicted model, not a curated record
GUGCCUCUGAUACUACCGACGACUCGUUCAAUUCGGCAGGUCAGAUUCAGCUUCGCACUAUGUAACACAUGUCCUGAGAUAUGAGCGUCCUCCCCGCCCCGGGGUAAGACAGUAAGACAUCGAGCUACUUACCUCCAUAUCGGAAUGCUCCUAUCGACGUCAGAAUCCCCCGCGGAGCCUGCCUUGAUUCCUGUGCCUGCGCCAAUUGAUCCGAAGUCCGCUGCUUGUUCGGGAAGUUGGCGUCUGCGGUGUAAGAUGCAUGCACAUGUGUAUAACCAUGGGAUGGGAUUGUAGUCGAACCCGGGAGAGAUCGACCAGCGCCCAGAUUCCGAUCACAAGCUUAGGUAAAUGGACUGACUCGUGCCUGGCAUUACCUGGGUAUAUAGUGUAACCAACCUGCCCUCCUUGAUUCGCCUGGUAACACCCUCCUCCUCCGUAGGUAGAUUACUAGAACUACUAGAAUCGACACCUUCGACACCUUCAUCAUGAGGUUCUCGUACACUCUCGGCGGUCUCCUGUCCGCGAACGCAGUUCUCGCUGCGCCGAUGCCGGCUCCGGUUGCUAUGCCUAUGCCCAUGCCGACUCCUCCCGGCAUCCCCUCCGCCUCGUCCGCCAAAACCCAGCUCGCCGCCCUCACCGUCGCGGCGCAAGUCGACGACGGCGCCUACGAGCGGGACCUGUUCCCGACGUGGGACACCAUCGAGGGGACCUGCAACACGCGCGAGUACGUGCUCAAGCGCGACGGCACCAGCGUCGUCGUCGGCUCCGACUGCUACCCGACGAGCGGCACCUGGACGAGCCCCUACGACGGCGGCAAGUGGACGCUGCCGUCCGAUGUGGAUAUCGACCACAUGGUUCCGUUGAAGAAUGCCUGGAUCUCCGGCGCAAACGCAUGGACGACAGCCAAGCGCGAGCAAUUCGCCAACGACGUGACCCGGCCGCAGCUCUGGGCCGUGACGGACAACGUCAACCAGUCCAAGGGCGACAAGUCCCCCGACGCGUGGAAGCCGCCGCUGUCGAGCUUCUACUGCACCUACGCCAGCUCCUGGGUCGCCGUCAAGAGCUACUGGAAGUUGACCAUUUCGUCUGCCGAGAAGACGGCGUUGACUUCCAUGCUGGCGACUUGUUAGGUCUAUUAUCAACCUGGAAAUGUGCGCCCGCAACUGAUACUAACCACUUCAUGGGACACAUCUCGAAGUAUUGAAUCGACUCGUUCGGCUUGACAUACUGACGAGCUUACUAUUCCACAUUGAUAAAGAUCAGGUACUUACUAGGUAGUUGAUUCAUAUCACCAGCACAAU